GUGCGGAAGUAAAUUACCCUCAGCUGCGGAUAUAAAUAUCCAUCAGCUGACGUGGUACGAAGUUCUUGUUGGAACAGCGCUUGAAAUUCUUGACUUAUGAGAACAGCAGCUCGUUUAGUCUGUGCUGUGAUUCGUAUAAUUUCAGUGAAAAAUAUUCGCUUUGUCUGGACGUAAAGAAGAUUUUGUGGUGCUGACGUUAAACUCUACAGCAACAUAGAUGGCGUUAGCUGAGGAAGCCAGUACGCCGUUCGUUGGGCUGUCAAACGUAUCCAUAUCGGAAGAAAUACCGGUGGAAGGGAAUAUUACUGUUCCCGCCGGCCCAUCCACAAGAGACGAUGCGUUUUCCACACUGGACGAGCCGGUAAAGGAAACUAUUCUGCGUGAUCUUCGGGCGGUGGGAAACAAGUUCUUCCAUGUGCUGUACCCAAAGCGGAGUUCAGCUCUAUUGCGGGAUUGGGACCUGUGGGGUCCUCUGCUGCUUUGUGUCACGUUAGCCCUACUGCUUCAAGGUGGCGCGGCCGACAGUGAUGACCAGGGAGGACCGCAAUUUGCCGAGGUCUUUGUCAUCAUUUGGUUUGGCUCCAUUGUCAUCACUCUCAACUCCAAACUCCUAGGUGGGACCAUCUCUUUCUUCCAGAGUCUUUGUGUGUUGGGAUACUGCAUUAUGCCUCUGACAAUGGCCCUAGUUGUGUGCCGGAUUGUCCUACUCAGUGGUUCGGGGAUGGUGAGCUUUGCUGUGCGACUGGCAGUGGUGACAGCAUCUUUUGGCUGGUCCACCUUUGCUUCCACGGCAUUCCUCGCAGACAGUCAACUUUCCAAUCGCAAAGCGCUUGCAAUAUAUCCUGUGUUUCUCUUCUACUUUGUAAUUGGGUGGAUGAUCUUGACGUUUUCACCAAGAAACUGAUAGAAGAAUGUUUUUGUUAAGUGAGCAAUUGGAAAAAAAAAAAAAGACGACUGGCUAUGUAUACCUAUACAUUGAAAUGGAAUUAAUUCUUACAGGUCAAGAUUCCAAACCUUUUAGACAAAGUCAAAACUGUGGUUUAGCUAAGCAUAAAAAGUUGAUGGAUAUAUCUUUUUCUUUUUUUACACGUCUUGCAAUUAGAUGGUAGAACAAUACCUGACUUUACAUGUUUCUAUGGGAGUUUAACUUCUGUAUAUUUUACUUUAUCAUUAAAAUUAUCUGAAAAAUGGGA
This is a messenger RNA of Fundulus heteroclitus (mummichog), 1193 nucleotides long. It is a transcript of the gene yipf6, whose product is annotated as Yip1 domain family, member 6. The coding region runs from base 218 to 904 and encodes 228 amino acids. Gene Ontology annotation, biological process: endoplasmic reticulum to Golgi vesicle-mediated transport. Gene Ontology annotation, cellular component: membrane; trans-Golgi network. The transcript is spliced from 2 exons. The record is from RefSeq and is a predicted model, not a curated record. NCBI's taxonomy places the organism in Eukaryota, Metazoa, Chordata, Actinopteri, Cyprinodontiformes, Fundulidae.